Messenger RNA from Astyanax mexicanus (Mexican tetra), 3980 nucleotides. RefSeq names its product aldehyde dehydrogenase 1 family, member L2 (gene aldh1l2). The coding region runs from base 103 to 2874 and encodes 923 amino acids. Gene Ontology annotation, cellular component: cytoplasm. The transcript has 23 exons. The record is from RefSeq and is a predicted model, not a curated record. Gene Ontology annotation, molecular function: formyltetrahydrofolate dehydrogenase activity; aldehyde dehydrogenase (NAD+) activity. NCBI's taxonomy places the organism in Eukaryota, Metazoa, Chordata, Actinopteri, Characiformes, Acestrorhamphidae. Gene Ontology annotation, biological process: biosynthetic process; one-carbon metabolic process; 10-formyltetrahydrofolate catabolic process.
GGAGUCAGGCAUCGCUCCUCCUGUGAGCAGGUGUGUGCGCGCGUCUCGGAGCCACGGAGGAUCUCGGCUCUUCAGAUUUCUGGCUUUUGCACGGUGUUCGCGAUGCUGUGGGCGGCCAGCACGAUCAUCCGGAGCUUCUCCACGAGCUCGGCAUACUACCAAAAUAAGCUGAAGCUAGCCCUGAUUGGCCAGAGCCUCUUUGGCCAAGAAGUAUACACAAACCUCCGGAAGCAAGGCCAUAAGGUGGUGGGGGUGUUCACCGUUCCAGAUAAAGAUGGCAAGGCAGACCCUCUUGCUGUGGCGGCGGAGAAAGACGGCACGCCGGUGUUUAAGUUCCCCCGCUGGCGUGUGAAGGGAAAGCCGAUCCCUGAGGUGGUGGAGGCUUACAAGGCUGUGGGCGCCGAGCUCAACGUCAUGCCUUUCUGCUCCCAGUUUAUCCCCAUGAAUGUGAUCGACAACCCCAAGCACGGCUCCAUCAUCUACCACCCCUCCCUUCUCCCGAAGCACAGAGGAGCCUCUGCCAUCAACUGGACUCUGAUUGAGGGGGAUAAGAAGGCUGGUUUCUCCAUAUUCUGGGCUGAUGAUGGUUUGGACACCGGUCCUGUAUUACUGCAGAAGGAAUGUGAUGUGGAGCCCAAUGACACAGUGGACACGCUGUACAACCGCUUCCUCUUCCCAGAGGGAAUCAAAUCUAUGGUGGAGGCUGUACAGCUUAUAGCAGAUGGGAAAGCUCCCAGGAUUCCUCAGCCUGAGGAGGGAGCGAGCUACGAGGGAAUCCAGAAGAAAUCCAAUGCCAAGGUGAACAUGGCCCAGCCUGCUGAAGCUAUUCACAACUGGAUCCGUGGCCAUGAUAAAGUUCCAGGUGCAUGGGCAGUCAUUGAUGGGCAGCCUGUGACACUAUAUGGUUCAUCGUUGCUGAGUGACCCAGUUCCUGCAGGUCAGACCCUGAACGUUGAGGGAGCAUCUCAGCCUGGACUCAUCACCAGCUCGGGCCUCGUGCUCUUCGGGUCUGAUGGAAAAGCGCUCCAAGUGAAGAACCUGCAGUUUGAAGAUGGAAAGAUGAUUCCAGCCUCCAAGUACUUCUCAUCAGGAGACACCACAAGCGUAGAGCUCACAGAGGAAGAGAAGAAGAUGGCAGAGGAGAUCAGGAUGAUCUGGAAGGGCAUUUUGAGCAACGUUGCAGUAAUUGAGGACACUACUGAUUUCUUUAAAUCUGGAGCUGCUUCUAUGGAUGUGGUCAGGCUGGUGGAGGAGAUCAAGCAAAAAUGUGGAAGUGUCCAGCUGGAGAAUGAAGAUGUGUACAUGGCCACCUCCUUCCAGGAGUUCAUCCAGAUGUUUGUGCGACGUCUGAGAGGAGAGGACCAGGAGGAGGAGCUAGUCAUCAAUUAUGCAACUAAAGACAUUAAUGGCAUGACCCUGAAGAUGCCUUACCAGUGUUUCAUUAAUGGGGUGUUUGAGGAUGCAGAAAAUGGAAAAACAUAUGAGACUGUCAACCCUACUGAUGGCUCAGUGAUCUGUAAGGUUUCGUUUGCCUCUGUUGGGGAUGUAGACAGAGCAGUUGUUGCAGCUAAAGAGGCUUUUGAGAACGGCCCCUGGGGCAAGAUGAACCCCCGCGACCGUGGCAGGCUGCUGUACAGACUGGCUGAUCUUAUGGAGGAGCAUCAAGAAGAGUUGGCGACCAUUGAAUCCAUUGACUCAGGUGCUGUAUAUACUCUAGCACUGAAGACUCACGUAGGCAUGUCCAUUCAAACCUUCAGAUACUUUGCUGGCUGGUGUGACAAGAUCCAGGGCACAACAAUACCCAUUAACCAGGCCAGACCCAAUCGAAACCUGACCUUUACCAAGAAAGAGCCUCUGGGAGUAUGUGCCAUUGUGAUCCCAUGGAACUACCCUUUGAUGAUGUUGGCCUGGAAGAGUGCGGCAUGUUUAGCUGCUGGAAACACACUCAUCCUAAAACCUGCACAGGUGACUCCUUUAACAGCACUGAAGUUUGCAGAGUUGACAGUUAAAGCAGGCAUUCCUAAAGGUGUCAUCAACAUCGUACCAGGGUCAGGUGGUAUGGUAGGACAGAGGAUGUCUGAUCACCCCGAUAUCCGUAAGUUAGGAUUCACUGGCUCCACCCCAAUUGGAAAACAGAUCAUGAAAAGCUGUGCCGUCAGCAACCUGAAGAAGGUGUCUCUGGAGCUGGGGGGCAAAUCCCCCCUCAUCAUCUUCAGUGACUGUGACAUGGACAAGGCUGUGAGGAUGGGUAUGAGCUCUGUUUACUUCAACAAGGGGGAGAACUGCAUAGCUGCAGGCAGACUGUUUGUGGAGGAGUCCAUUCAUGAUGAGUUCAUCACACGCGUGGUUGAGGAGAUUAAGAAGAUGAAGAUUGGGGAUCCUCUGGACCGGUCCACGGAUCACGGCCCCCAGAACCAUAAGGCUCACCUGGAUAAGCUGGUGGAGUAUUGUGAGAUCGGUGUGAAGGAGGGUGCCACUUUGAUCUAUGGAGGAAGGCAGGUGGACCGACCAGGAUACUUCAUGGAGCCUACAGUGUUCACAGACGUUGAGGAUCACAUGUUCAUUGCUAAAGAGGAAUCAUUUGGCCCUGUAAUGGUGGUGUCCAAAUUUAAGGAGGGUGAUGUGGAUGGAGUGCUAAGAAGAGCCAAUGACACAGAGUUUGGUCUGGCAUCUGGAGUCUUCACACGGGACAUCAAUAAGGCCAUGUACAUCAGUGAGAGGCUGGAGGCGGGAACCGUUUUCAUCAACACCUACAACAAGACGGACGUGGCUGCACCCUUCGGAGGAUUUAAGCAGUCCGGCUUCGGGAAGGACCUCGGUGAGGAAGCUCUUCACGAGUAUCUCCGGACCAAAGCAGUGACUGUGGAGUACUAAGGGAAGAUAACAACUAAUAAUUUGCUGCUCCUGGACUUUGAGCUGGACUGCCAGGCGGUGGAUGGGACUGCAGGUCACAUGCUCCAUCCACCAGCUUGCAUUGGCUUCGGCUUAGAACUAGUUUGAUAAAGGGUUUAAAAAAAGCACUCCCUGCCAAGACUACACUGCUGUGCCUAUCUUUUCUAUCAGUUUGCCUCCGGAACUUGCCUUUCUGCGAGGGAAACGCCGAAUUUCCAAGCCAAAGGCAGCUCAAAGACAUCCAUGUGGAACCAAGAACAAAGUAGAAACAAAGCCAUGUGAAAAAGAACAUUAUUAACAACACUGCCAACAUCUGACUGACUUAGCAACCAGUGAAGAACAUAAUAUAGCCCUAUCUGGACAGGGUUAGUUUCUCAGGGGGUAUUGGGGUAAUUUUCUCUUUUAUGGGGGGUUUUUAUCCUGUGUGAUUUUAUUCCCAUCUGGAACGAUCAUGUAUGUAUUUUUUUCAGACGUCCUCUAAGAAAAUUACAGGCUAAAGUACUGUUUUUUGCCAAACUCCAUGAUCCUCCGGUAAUUUUAUUCCUGUCCAGGCGCACAUCUGAGUUUUGUCUCCUCGUGUUAAAAUAUAUGAAUAAAUAUAUAACAUAAAAUAGCUAUUUUUCCACCGUAAUUACACUUUGGGUGUGCAUUCGCACUAAGAUCCACAUUAAAAACGCAACAGUGAGUGGAAAUGGAGGAGCUACUGAACUCAAUGUCAUGUGACCGAGAAAGCCAAAAAACUCACUGGUCCUCCUGUUUUUUAAAUUGUAGUCCAGAUGCAGGAGUUUUAUCACAGAUGUCCCCCUGAGAAACUAAUCCCAUCCAGAUAGGGUUAAGGUUGAGUUUUUAAAACCUUUUUUUUUUUUUUUUUUUAAGUUUCUGCUUGUUACAUAAAUCCACACUUUACAGCUCAUUUACAUCAUUGUUGUCUUAAGGUUUUUUUUGUUUCAGACAUUUUAGGAAAUGUUUUUAAUCGUCACACCACUUAAUUUGAGAUUAAUAUAUGUGUACAUAUUUUAUAGAGAAGGAGAUAAAUUAUCAUGCUAUAUAUUUUUACCUCUGCAUUCCAGACAGGAAAUACAGAAUGA